This is a messenger RNA of Dicentrarchus labrax (European seabass), 4775 nucleotides long. RefSeq lists its product as uncharacterized. Bases 2481 to 4583 code for a protein of 700 amino acids. The record is from RefSeq and is a predicted model, not a curated record. NCBI's taxonomy places the organism in Eukaryota, Metazoa, Chordata, Actinopteri, Moronidae. The transcript is spliced from 11 exons.
CUUCAGCUGUGAAAGGUCUGCUGCUUAACACUUACUGUAGCUCAAACACACAGUGAGAGACUAAUGGUUAGUGGUCAGUGAGCCCUUUACAGUGAGUAGUGUUUUCAUUCAGUCACAGGUUUUCCACUGGUUCAAGAUUUAACUCUUGCAGGAUGGAAACAAGGAGUAUCCAAAAGUGAUAUUUCACUAUUGUUUGAACCCAUCAGCAUCAUCUGUGGACUUUCUAUUCCCUCCAGUGUGUUAUUUCUGAUGUAUUGCAUGCUUGUAUAUCCUGUGACCUUACAUACUUAAUCCUGCCAGCCAUCUUGGUAUGCCAAAGUUAAUGUUGCAAGCAAGAACCAGAUCAGUGAUGACAACAGGAAAGUUACUUUACAUUUUUUUCUAUGUCAAACUUGAAGUUCUGUGCACGUUGGCGUUUUUUCAUGUGUCCUUUAAAUUUUGGAUCCUGGCUACAACGGCUGAUUAAAUUGUUCAGUCUCUUCUUUAAGCUGCAACAAACAGACAAAGAAAAUGAAUGCUUACCAACGUUUGUCCUUGACCAUUGUAAAGCUCCUGGUGAUUUUGGAGCACCGUGUCUUUAAAGAGCGCACCUUGAAGUAAGUUCAUGGCACAGGAAAAGACAACAUUUGGCUCAGACUGACUUGCAUGACUUGAUGGACAUUUGCCUCAAUGUCUAAUGAGGACGAUUGUGAUGGAAACCGCUUUCUUGCAACAGCAGCUUGUUUCAUGUUUUUUUAAAAAAACAUGCUGUGUAAUUGCUCACCAUCACAACCUGUCUCCUUUCGACUUUGCGUUUCAAUUCUGAAGCAGCUAUUUGUUUUCUGCAGGCCAUCACCUAUAGCCCAUUUUUCUUCAUCCUCAUCAGUCAAGUUUUGGGGCUCAAGGCUUCAACAACACAGCUCAUAGCCGUGGUUGUUUCUCACACCACGCCACUGGUAUGGUUGUUGAUGGGUUUUGUACAUGACAACCAGAAAUCCUGGACACAUUUACAAGAAUAUUGGUUAAACUUGACAACCAUCUCCAGUGAAUCCGGUUCAUCUAGUCAAGUGAUUUUCUUACUUUUUCUUCAGGGCCUUUUACUUGAUUUGUUAACUACUGAGGCUGCCCUAGAGCCACUGUCUCACAUGCACGUAAAUUGAAACAUGUUCUGGCAAUUUUGUGUCUGCCGAGGUUUUUGAACCCUUUUUGGAAAUUUGCCAGCUCAGGGCCUUGUAAGAUUUCUGGACAUCUUAUGCUUUGGCUUUCAUUUGACCAAAAGUUGCAGCGCUUCCAAGUAAAGUGCAUUUAAAUGAAUUUUUUUUUUACGUUCUAUGAGGGAGCCAAUCGCAAGAGAUCUUGAAGAUUCAUGCAUUGAUGGGACGGUUUGAUAACUGACUUCACACUCGAUGCCUGCCUCAGGCCUGGAAGACAAAUAAUGCACAAGCAUGGACAAUGCUUGGACAACUAAGCCUUACAGAUGCUAAUACUUUGUUCACGCUGUGUAGCGACAGUAACUUGGCAGCAGCUUUAAUCCUUUUGUCAGUGUCUACACUGGGUUGGUGUGGGGUCAGCUGUGUUUUGGCAGAGCUCAGUGCCCAAUAAACAACCCUUGUAGUUAUGCAUGCAAGGAAAAGUAACUCGGACAUUGGUCACUGUCUUUUGGUUAUCUUGGUAAUGCUGAAGAAAACUGGAUUCUGCUUCUCUGCAUACGGAUAUCCAUUUUCACAUUAAAUCUUGUCUUUAAAAGUGAAUACAACCUUCUCCCAGGAAGACAGCUUAAUAUAUACAGUUAUGUUUAAAAAAAAUACUUUUGAAAAACUGACAAGCAGGAGGACACAGCUCUGUCUCCUCACCUACAUUAGUUCCUUAUGCACUAACUGAACAAAACUUUUACUGCACCUUAAGUGAGCUUUGGUUUUGGUUAACCAUUAUGUGUUAAAAAUGUUUCCAUGAUAUAAUCCUUUCUCUGUUUGUAGCAGUGGUGAACUCUAACCAGUGUCCUGUUUACCCAGCACUGAUUGACUUUAUUUCUAUUGCUCUCCUUUUGUUCCUGCCAGAAGGAGGAUGGCCUUGUUGCUGCGGGUAAGUAGACGUCAUCUUCAGCCUUGUCAUUUUGUUCUGCUCUGGCCUUGAGUAUAUUUGCUGUCUGUUCUGGCAGGUAAAUCAGUCCACACACAAAGGUAAAAGAGGUCACUCUAAUCUGUUUCCCGGUUUUAAUGGACAGCAGUUUCAUUCUAGAUCGCAUCUAGAUCAAAUCCUUGUGGAAUCGUACCUGCCCUGAGCCCACAUCGAACACCUUUUGAGAUGAAUGGGAACGACUACCACAAGCCAGACCUUAUUGACCAACAUCAGCACCAACCUCUCUAAUGCUUUUGUGGCUGAACUGGAGAAAAUCCUUGUAGCCAGUUUCCAAAAUCUUGUGGAGAGCCUUCAGAAAAGGGAUUGCUGUCAGACAGCACAGCGUACCGGUAUUUGAGGACAUUUUACAAUAUCUGGAUUACAUGAAGCUUGAUGAGCCGAUCAUUGGUUUGAACUAUUUGGACGAAGUGCCUUGUAAUGACCCACUAGCAGGCCCCAGAUACACAUGUAGGCUGUGUCAUCAGACUGCAAACCUCGCCGAAAUGGUCCGUCAUGUGAUUGGACGUAAACACCGGCAGAAAUAUGUGGAACUGAAACGGCCUGACUUGGUGACCUGGGAUAAACAAUCUAUAAUAACCCAAGGAGGAAAGAUCAUACGAGCCAGAGCAGAGAUAAUAGAGAGACAGGAUGGGCGAGGAACUCCAGUGAUAAUGGCGAAAAAGGGGAAAGAGGGCAAAUUAAACAUCACAAGAGUAGUUCCCCCAAGGCAGAACCAAAAUAGGGACCGAAAUAUCUCCCAGAGUUCGACCCAACAAGACGUGCCACCACAACUCAUGGACUAUCAGAAUGACUACUCUCACCAAGGACGCUAUCCCCCAGGGCACCCAAAUGCACCCUUAUUCCAUCCAGAAGACCCAUACACGUUGGACCGAGACAGGCAGAUGUACCAACGGGGCGAUGCUCUCAGCCAUGACCGUAUGGAAGAACAGCUGCAGGGGGCAGAUUACAGGGACAGUGAUAUGUACAGACGAGAGUAUAUGGACCCUGAUUAUCGUAGGGAGUACGAAGAGGAAUAUGGUGAAGAUCCACAAAGAAGAGCCGUAUUAGAGCCUGGAGGUGUCCCCAGGUAUGACUCUAGGGUAGAGAUGCCCCGUGGACAGGCUCAGCAUGUAGACUAUUACCCAGAAGAAGCCCCUUACAGAAGACCCCAGACAGAAAGAGAUCCGCUGAAGGAGUUCUACACCGAGGAAGUUAGACGAAGGCGACUUCAUUCUGCUGAGCAUCAGCCGUCGCAGCCGGUAUACCCUGAAGGUGAUAACCAUCGGUCGUCUCUGAACAGGGAAUCCGGUAGACAUGACGGUAUGAAUAGAGCAGGUAGGCAGGGAUCGAGUGAACCAGAGGCCAACAGGAAGAGCUUCCCCACACCCCUGGAGAGUGACAGGUCGCGGGACCAUUUGUAUAAUACGAUCAGAGAUUAUUGCCACGAAAUGAAAGAGCCACAUCAGGAGGAGACAGUUGCCAUCCGUGGGCCAGGCAGAACAGGACCCCCUAACUCCCAGAGACAAGUGGAAGUUACCAGGGUCAUUUCUGACAUCCCAGAGCCAUUCAGGCGCUUCCUGAAGGGGGCCGCUAAUGACGAGGGACACGGUAAAAGAAAAAGAAAGAGUCGCUUCUCUGAUGCCACUGCAGAGGAGCUGGAAACCACAAAAGAGAUGUUCAGUGAUGAGUACAGACCUCCAAAUCCAAAGUUUGGCGGCCGCCCUAGACCAGUCAGUGCACCACUGAGACCUGAAAUACAUGGAAUACAACAUCCUGAUCUCUAUGCAGAAUCGCAGGGUCCACAUCAUACUGAAAGCUACCAAAGAGGAGGCUCUGAGUCAGAGGGUGUCUUUGAUAUGCUGAAAAACAUUGAAAUUGAGAAUGCAGAAGAGGCUGAGUUCCUGAAGAACAAACUUUGCGAACUUCUAAAAGAAUUCAAGGCCAAAAAAUCAGGGAACGCCGGGCAAAAUAGCCACAAUAGAACAGUCAUCUCCAAAGACUACAACAACUAUAAGCCAGACCCAGAGCCGUCUCCAAGACCUCAGUAUGACACAAUCCCCAGAGAAGAUUCAGACCUUAGACGAUCAGAAGACCUCUACUUUCAAGAAGAUAAUAGAAGAAGAGGCUGGAAGCAACAUGAGCAUAUACCUGAGGAACAGCUCCAAGAAUACCACCAUCCUGUACGAGGCGAACCCAGACACCCAAACUCAAACAGAAGCCGUUACGAAGAAGUUUUUGGGAGUGCAGAGAUGUCUCUCACACCACGUGCUACACAUCUAGAUCAGCCAGCACGUUAUCCUGAAAGGUUUCAAGAACCUGUGCACCCUCGUGACUACCAGCCUGCUGCUGAGGAGUUUCUGGACUCUCACUCUUCUGCACCUCCCUUCCAAAUGGAACGAGGACCCAGGAUGGACAGGGGGCCCCGGUACUCCAACAACCUGGACAAAAUCACCUCCACACUCUUGGAACUUGUGGCAAGGAAAUAAUUUUCAGAUUUCCUUAGAUGUUGUGUGAGCUAAAUAUCCAUACUUUUAAUGGAAUACUUCAUAAAUAUGAUUUUAUGUUAAUUUUCAUUCUUCCUUAGUCUUUGUUCUUUAGAACAUUUUCUGUAGACAUUUGUGGAGAGUUGCUUCUUAAAAAAAGUGUUUAUGUAAAUAUUAAAACAUUUGUCUAUUUCA